UUUAUGUCAUAAUUCGUCAAAAUCUGACGACCCGAUUUCCACGAGGGAUCUCGGAUACUAAAUACAACCAAGUCGAUUCCUUUUAUACAGACAUAUAAAUAUAUAUACCGUUUACUCAAAGAUGUAACUUUUUGUGGACAUCAUUUUUGACUUUGGCGUUUUUUUAGUGUUGUCUUGUGAAAAAUUUCAAUGGAUCUUAUGAUCGAACUCUCGAAAAAACGACUUAUAAUUGUUCGUGAUUGAAAACAUCUUUCUGUAGAUCUACAGCAACAUUAUCAACAUCAAUAUCAUCAACAUCAUCAACCCAGAAAAACUCUGGGAAGCUCUGAAAAACGGAACGCUAGACAUGAUUAACUCCGACCAUUCUCCCUGCACCGUGGACCUGAAAACUCCUGACUUCUUGCAGGCCUGGGGAGGGAUCUCUUCUUUACAAUUUGGACUUCCAGUUGCCUGGACUGGAGCUAGGAAGAGAGGAGUUACACUGCAACAACUAGCCAAGUGGAUUUCAACAAAUCCAGCGAAAUUAGCUGGAUUGGAAAAGAGGAAAGGUGGUAUCACUCCCGGAAUGGAUGCUGAUUUCGUUAUUUGGGAUCCAGAGGAAAUUAUUACGGUGAAAACCACCGACAUCCUUUACAAGAAUAAGAUCAGCCCGUACGAAGAUCGAGACUUAUUCGGAAAAGUUCAUGCCACGAUUCUAGCUGGAGAAUUCAUCUUCAAAGAUCAAAAGGUUGUGGAAAAACCCCUGGGAAAAUUACUCCUCAAUGAGAACUGGAACUAAAAAUAAAAUUCGAAAUUUGUUUGUGUUCAACACAAACUUACAAUUACCGAUAGAUCGACAACUCAUUGAUCCUAUCAAGGGUGAAAGAACACACAAUCUAGAGGAAGAAAAUUGAAAGAUAUAGUAAAGAUAUGAAAAAUCAAAAUAAAACUAAACAAGUUGAUAAUUGCAUUUCAUUGGAAUGCAUGUAGUUGUUGUUGCUAAUAAAUUAUCAAUUAGCUUCCGAAUGGAA
Molecule: messenger RNA, 1010 nt
Organism: Diachasma alloeum
Lineage: Eukaryota; Metazoa; Arthropoda; Insecta; Hymenoptera; Braconidae
Product: probable allantoinase 1
Exons: 4
Coding region: 347-778 (143 amino acids)
Biological process (GO): purine nucleobase catabolic process
Cellular component (GO): cytoplasm
Molecular function (GO): allantoinase activity
Source: RefSeq, a predicted model, not a curated record